Vanessa tameamea is the source of this 773-nucleotide messenger RNA. RefSeq names its product stomatin-like. The transcript has 6 exons. Bases 1 to 726 code for a protein of 241 amino acids. The record is from RefSeq and is a predicted model, not a curated record. Gene Ontology annotation, cellular component: plasma membrane. Lineage: Eukaryota; Metazoa; Arthropoda; Insecta; Lepidoptera; Nymphalidae.
AUGACGAAAACAGUUCUGCACGGCAACCAGUGCGCUACUAUUAUAUCAGUUGUGAAGCAGUAUAAAAGAGCAGUAAUAUUGCGCUUCGGACGAGUAAGAAGUGUCUCCCCCGCCGGACCCGGCAUCAUUUGGAUAAUUCCGUGUACAGAUACAGUUAUAAUAAUUGAUCUUCGAACUCAAUCUUUCAAUGUGCUGCCCCAAGAGAUUCUUACUAAAGAUUUGGUGACCGUAACAGUAGAUGCUGUUGUUUAUUUUCACGUUUUGAAACCGUUGAACUGCUUGUUACACGUCCAAUCUCACAAACAUGCAACUGAAUUAUUGGCCGUGACUAUUUUAAGAAAUAUUUUGGGUCAAUAUACGUUGUCAGAUCUAUUGACAAACCGUGAAUCAAUCAGUCAAGCGGUUCGUAAAGAAAUAGAUAAUGGAACAGUAGAGUGGGGCGUCGAAGUGGAACGAGUAGAAAUAAAAGAUGUAAUUUUACCAUAUGAAUUGCAAAAAGCUUUGGCUGCGGAAGCCGAAGGUACGCGUAUCGCUAAAGCAAAAAUUAUAGAAGCUGAAGGUGAAAUAAAAGCAGCAGAAAACCUUAGAGAUGCCUCGAAGAUUAUUAUGCAAAAACCUCAAACAAUACUUUUAAGAUAUUUGCAAUCGCUCAACUAUAUCGCCUCACAACAGAAAACGACAAUACUUUUUCCUUUCCCUAUUGAUAUUCCUGAUCAUCAAAAGUAAAUAAAAUAUUGAAAUUCAUCAGUUGGAUUUUUUGGCAUGAACAUAAA